Messenger RNA from Peronospora matthiolae, 387 nucleotides. The record is from the annotation of a GenBank genome assembly. NCBI's taxonomy places the organism in Eukaryota, Oomycota, Peronosporomycetes, Peronosporales, Peronosporaceae.
AUGCGGUUGAAGACCUUGCUAAACCGUUUGGCAGCCCCGACGAGAUGCGUUAAAUGGCUAGCAAACGUCUACUGGUCCAGCGGUCAGCCGACGCGGCGGCUCAAGCUGCCGUCACUCCUGGAGAAGUAUCGGCGGCCUCAUUGCCCAGCACCGGGGUCGUGCGGCCAGGUGCGCCAGAUGCGUCCCCUUUGGCAACAGAAGCGCGUUUGCGAGACCCAACGGUUGUCCCACGCCAACCAGCUCCGUUACCGUCACCUGAACGACCUUGGCUUUCGCGCCCCAUCUGUGGACGGGGGAGGCUCUGGCAGCACGGCACAGCUUAGCCGUCUCCUGCUGCUACAAGUAUCCAAACAGGAGCAUAUGAUGUUCUCCGGGAUGACGUCGUAG